Messenger RNA from Diabrotica virgifera virgifera (western corn rootworm), 530 nucleotides. RefSeq names its product cathepsin L-like proteinase. Lineage: Eukaryota; Metazoa; Arthropoda; Insecta; Coleoptera; Chrysomelidae. The record is from RefSeq and is a predicted model, not a curated record. Bases 97 to 402 code for a protein of 101 amino acids. The transcript has 2 exons.
AUGUGUUCCAAUAUCUUAUCGCUACAGUAGGUAUAAAAUAUACACUUCACCGAUUUAGUUAUCAACUUUAUUCGUGUAUCUCAAGCUGAAUUUAAAAUGAUUUAUAAAUAUUUUCUUGUUUUCUUUGCAGUUUACGUAAUGGCGAACGCAAUUGCUUUAAAUGAUCAAGAACAGUUUGCUGAGUUUAAACAAAAGUUCCAGAAAGCUUACGAAUCUUCAGACGAGGAAAACAAUAGGUUUAAGAUAUUCCAAGACAAUUUGCGAAAAAUAGAAGAGCACAAUAAAAAAUAUGAAAAGGGUGAAACUACAUAUACCAUGGGUGUAAAUCAAUUUUCUGAUUUGUCUCCUGAAGAAUGGGCUAAUAGAAACCAUGGAUAUAGGCCAAGACCAAAUCAUCAAUAAUACAAAAUGUUAUUAAAAAUGAAAAAAAUUCUCUUAUUUGAAAUGAAAUCUUCUGUUCCUACUUUAAACCAAAAACCAAUUUUAUUAUUGAUGUACUCCAAAUACUUUUAAUAAAAUAGUAUACAUAU